AUGAAGAAUGCCGAUCUGUGGACUCGACCGUGGCUCGGGUGGGCGUUUGUGUACGCAUUCUCCCUCUUCGUGUUCUUCAUCUAUCGCUGCACAAGUCUCGGGUCGCUUUUCGACAUGUACGCGGGCCCUAAGGACGGAACGCUGGGUCUGGCGUUGGGGGCGCUGAGUCUCGGGUUCUUACAAGACUUCGUGUGUGUCACGUACUUCGCCUGUGCGCUCUGGCUGUUCGACACAGUGAAGACUGUGGCCAGCAAGUCUCGUUCACUUCACGCUAUGUGGAAAUGCAGCGCGUUGGUCCGCUGCAGCUGCGUCACAGCUCGAAUGGCUGGCAACAUCGCCAUAUUCACCGUGUCGUGGCUCCUGUUCAUCGCUAUGAUGGCUCCUUUCGUCGCUGACUUGCUCAUCGUGCACAUUCGAGGCAUGAGGUUUUCGUUCGACCUUAUCGCCAUGGCAGUCGAAGAGAAGGACCACAUCAGCGCCUCUCCGAUCUCCAGCGACGAGGUCAACGAAGGCUAUGCGAGCGCAGCAGUUCUCGUCAUUGUGGCUAAAGUAUUCGCGACCAUAAGGACGAAGGCAUCGUGGGCUGAUUUAACGCGCUGGAAUCCGACACUAGCGCUCUCAAACCUCAUUUUGACUCAAUCCGGCAGAAUUACGAAGUCAAAGAAGCUUACGAGGGCCGCCAAGGUCACUGACAAGAAGCUGGUCAAGUCCUCCUCGUAUGUGGAUAUUGACCUCAACGAUGACAAUGGUGAAGCUGGUGAAGCUGAGCCCGUGAAUGCUUAUGAGGACAGGGAAGGGUUGCUUUCAUCCUCGAAAAGGGAAUCAUCCGACGACCCUAAGUUGAAGUACAAGCGCGUUGGAGCGCAGCUCGCUCUCGUCGUCUCCGGUCUGGUGCUUCUCCCUGCUAUCGUUGUGGCGUUGAGCCGAGCGAGUUCCCCCAUUGUUGCAUAUGCUGCCAUGAAUGCGUCACUCAACGAACUGUUCGCUCGUGCUUUGGAGCCUCCACUUGAUAACAAGAGUGAACCCUCUGAGGACGCCUGGGUAGAGCUGUACAUCCACAAUUCUACCGAGAAGCACACGCUGUUCGGCCCGAAAACGCUGUACCGCCGUACUACAGGCUUUGAAGGAGAUCUCGCCUUCGACGUGGACAUCAAUGCGAACAAUCCUCCCAAUGUUUUACUGCUCGCAGUCGAGUCUUUCCAAUUCCACGACUCUCGGUACCUCGUCGGGGAUGAGGACCCGUCCAACUUGUUCAAAGGAACGAACCUCACCGUGACUCCAAACUUCGAUCGGUGGGCAAAGCGUGGCGUUGCUCUUCGUAACUUUUGGUCCAGUGUUCGCACUAGUCGAUCCGUAGAGAGUUUGUUGUUCGCACAGGUCCCGUACGACAGCCCGGUGCAUACUGGCAUGGCUGGGGGGAAGAAAGAUACACGUUUGGAGGGUCUACCCCAGCUUUUCACGACAAAAGGGUACGAAACCUUCUUCACCACAGGCUGCACCACGCACUACGACAGUUGGGAUAUCUUUCUCCCGAUUCAUGGAUUCGACACCGUCUGGAGUAACAACGAGGUGGCCAAACUGGCCGAGAGCGACUUGGGUGUCAAGCACGAAGACUGGUACGGCUCUGAAGCUCGAGGGAUGCACUGGGGUGUGCAUGACGAUCUAAGUUUUCAAAUUCUCGGUGAUUUAUUCGUGAACAAGACGAACCAACAGAAGGAGCGAAUGGCGCAGGGUAAGCCAAAGAAACCACUCUUUCUUACGCACUAUACGAUCUCAAGCCAUGGGCCAUACCAAGAACGCCCCAAGUGGUAUGCCGACGCUGAGAAACCCGACUUCUCUGCGCUUUAUAAAACCGCAGACAACCCGGAACUGCGAAAAGAUUACCUUGAAAUUCGGUAUUUUACGGACGUUGAGCUGGGGAAGUUCAUGGAUCGAAUAGCCGACAGCGGAAUCCUGAAUGACACGAUCGUUGUCAUCGUCGGGGAUCACGGGACCGGCAAUGGAGUGUCGGCCACACGAGUGGCCGGUGCCAUUAUCGCAGAAGGCCGACUAGGUGACAAAGCAGGUCUUGUGAUCGACGAUGCUACUGAGCACUACGACGUCCUCAACACACUGGCGGAUAUCGCCGGAGUGCCCAAGGGAGGAUUCCUACAGGACGGUGUCGGGCGCUCAAUCAAGCGGAAUGUCACCUUUGGCGAGCGGGUUGUCUUCAGCAACGACCCGAAUAAAAAAAUGUCCGUCGUGCGUGGGCACCACCGGCUUCGCUAUGACCGGAUCAGUGACGCAGUUUUCCUGCACAACGCUGACACGGAUCACCAUGAAACUACUGAUUUAUUCCCAGAUCUUACCGAGGAGGAGCAAGCAGAGUGGAUGGCCUGGCGAGACCAUGGGCGGCGGAUUAAUACCUACUACACGAGCCGCUGGGACGGCAAGUGCUUGUUUGCGGUCGACUGCUGA
This is a messenger RNA of Phytophthora sojae, 2457 nucleotides long. RefSeq lists its product as hypothetical. The transcript has a single exon. NCBI's taxonomy places the organism in Eukaryota, Oomycota, Peronosporomycetes, Peronosporales, Peronosporaceae. The record is from RefSeq and is a predicted model, not a curated record. Bases 1 to 2457 code for a protein of 818 amino acids.